Messenger RNA from Alternaria infectoria, 867 nucleotides. RefSeq lists its product as uncharacterized. The coding region runs from base 1 to 867 and encodes 288 amino acids. The record is from RefSeq and is a predicted model, not a curated record. The transcript is spliced from 2 exons. NCBI's taxonomy places the organism in Eukaryota, Fungi, Ascomycota, Dothideomycetes, Pleosporales, Pleosporaceae.
AUGAAGCAGAAGACGCUCGAAUGGGCUGGCCAUCCCGCCGACUGGUGCACAGCCUGUAUGGGCGAGUUGCCAGAAACACACGAGGACCUGCCCUUCGGCUUCCUUACCCUUCCUUCCGAACCUGCGAUGAAUGCCGCUGGCCGGACUUCAGACCACCCGUUCAGAGACCUCCGCUCAGCCCGUCGCGUACGCCAACGAUCGAAGAGAUACCCCGAGCGCAUCUACAGCGGCAACAAGCGUCGUCGCAACGACCGAUAUCGCCUCGCACGAGAGAACCAGCUUCGGCACGAGUACAAACAGGCAGACAUUCAGGAAUGGGAGGACGACUGCUACGAUAGAUGGGCACAUGAAGUAGACAUGGAGCAUAUGGACGACAUAGAAGCCUACGAACUCUUUGGCAAGAAUGCCCACAUCUUCGAGGGCACAGCCACCGGGGACAUUAUAACAGGCGAGGACUUUGGAACCUGGGCUCGGCGUCGCAUCGCAGAGAUGCGGCACGUCAAAGAACGCCGUAUACAUAUCUACGGCGAACCCACGAGCCCCGCGCCGCUGAUCAUCCUCCCACACACCAUGCGCGACGGCAGGCGACCCGGUCGCGUCAGCGCCACCAUCCCUACCGCGCCUUUCGCAAAACCUCACGAAACAACCCUCCCCACCUCCCUCUCCGAGAUCCGCGCCCACUCCACACUAGCCUGCAUUCUCACACUUCCUAAAAUCCUCAAACAACGCUGCUGUAGCCGCAACGAACCCGCUCUACCCGUGAUACCAGGCUUCUGGUGGUGGGGCGAGUAUACCUGGCAGUGGCAUAGGAACUUGUCUGGGUCGAUCUCAGUGACUGGGGUGAUGACUCGCAAGAUGGAUAUGUGA